Molecule: messenger RNA, 1849 nt
Organism: Cimex lectularius (bed bug)
Lineage: Eukaryota; Metazoa; Arthropoda; Insecta; Hemiptera; Cimicidae
Product: maternal embryonic leucine zipper kinase-like
Exons: 12
Coding region: 64-1833 (589 amino acids)
Biological process (GO): protein phosphorylation; microtubule cytoskeleton organization; intracellular signal transduction
Cellular component (GO): cytoplasm
Molecular function (GO): ATP binding; tau-protein kinase activity; protein serine/threonine kinase activity
Source: RefSeq, a predicted model, not a curated record
AACCGAGGGCGCUUUUCCGAUCCGCCGGUUGACUGACAGUAUCGCGUCGGCCGGCGGCUCGCGAUGGUUCGGUACGCUGCGCUGAAAAGUCUCUAUGACAUCGACAAGACGAUCGGCACGGGCGGCUUUGCCAAAGUCAAACUGGCCACCCACUUGCUCACCGGCGAGAAAGUGGCCAUCAAAAUAAUGGACAAGGAACUGCUCGGCGAUGACUACCCAAGAGUUAAGAUGGAACUGCAGGCAUUGAAAAGCAUCUCGCACCACCAUAUCUGCAAGCUUUACCAGGUCCUUGAGACACCGACACAUUUUUUUAUGAUUAUGGAGUACUGCUCCGGCGGUGAAUUGUUCGAUCACAUUGUUGAGAAAAGCAAGCUGACAGAGGCGGAGGCGAGGUCAUUUUUCAGGCAGAUCCUCUCUGCAGUGGCUUACCUUCAUAAAAAGGGCUAUGCUCACCGUGAUCUGAAACCAGAAAACAUAUUGCUGGACAAAGAUCUCAAUCUAAAGUUAAUCGACUUUGGACUUUGUGCCAAUCCAGCCGGUGGAAUGUCAUCCCAUUUGAAAACUUCAUGUGGAUCGCCUACUUAUGCAGCACCUGAACUUAUUCAAGGGAAAAAAUAUUUAGGUUCUCAAGUAGAUGUUUGGAGCCUUGGAGUACUUUUAUACGCCCUCCUCUGUGGUUUUUUGCCAUUCGAUAGCGACUCGAUAGAAAGUUUAUACAAAAAAAUUUUAUCAGGAGUCUAUGAUGAGCCGCCCUGGCUGACGGAACAGAGCAAGAACAUAAUAAAAAACAUGCUUCAGAUCGAUCCUAAAAACCGUAUCACAAUCGACCAACUCCUUGUCCAUCCUUGGUUGACAAUGGGUUACUACGAACCCGUUUCAUACAACACGCUUCACGAGUUUCAUGAGAGGGAUGAGUCAGUUCUGGAAACGUUAGCAGAAUACUCUGGCUCUUCUGUUGAUCAAGUUUGGUCCAAUGUCAGCAAAUGGUGCUAUGACUAUGAAACAGCUACUUACCAGCUUCUUCUCGCAAAAAAGAAACUAGGUCUUCCAUUAAAACUGAACUACAGCCCUUACUGGCUCAGGCAGAGGAUUAAGAAAGGUGUUGCUACACCAUCCCGAAUCCCAGUACCAAUCAAUGUAUCAGAUGUCAGGAGCCCUCUAAGCCCUUCGAGAGAAUCGUAUGCCUGCCUGGUUAAUUCUUUGAACAGCAGAGGACGACGAUCGUCUUUCCAAGAGAAAGAAAAUUUAGUCACGCCAGUCAAAAAUUCAAGGAAAAGGAGCAGAUGCAAUGCUGGCGAUGAUUCUCCAAUUCCAAUCAAGAUAACACCUGGAAAAGAUAGAUUCACAAACAAUUUCAAGUCACCCUCAACUCCGACGAACAACUCGACUCCGAGCAAAGGAAAGUUAUUAUGCAGCAUAGAAAAGAAGAUCAACCAAGUCAGGAACGUCCUCACGCCAAGGAAAAAGGCAAUGUCGAAUAAAUCAACACUACCAAUUCUUACAACAAAGAGUCUUUGCAAUGUUUCUACAACAUCUUUUACAAACCCCGAGCAAGUCCUUGCAGAACUCCGGGAUGCCUUGUGCCAGAAAGGGAUUUUCUGUAAAAACAAAGGUUUUACAUUGAGAGGGAAAAUUGAAGAUCACAAGGCCACCGGCGGGCUUGGAAGUUGCAAGCUCUAUUUCGAACUUGAAGUCUGCCUUGUCCGGCCUUCAGAAAACUCAGAACCGAUCGUCGGAAUCAGACGUAAACGGCUGAAAGGCGACGCCUGGUGUUAUCGUAAAGUAUGCGAGGAAGUGCUCAAGCUCACUACAGAAAAGGCUAUUAAGGAAUAAAAGAUGAAUAUCUUUU